Molecule: messenger RNA, 603 nt
Organism: Aspergillus viridinutans
Lineage: Eukaryota; Fungi; Ascomycota; Eurotiomycetes; Eurotiales; Aspergillaceae
Exons: 1
Coding region: 1-603 (200 amino acids)
Cellular component (GO): mitochondrion
Source: RefSeq, a predicted model, not a curated record
AUGCCCGCAUUUAUGCAAGUCCAGUGGCCGUCUUUCCUUUGCCCUCCCGACGACUACGAAAUCGGGAUGGUCAAACCAGAGCUACCGCCCAACUUGGAUGAAAUGGACUCGGAUGAGAAAGCUUUCGCGAUAACGAAGAGAGAUAAAGCUUUGCUGACAAAAUGUUACGAAGCGGCACUCGCCAAAAACCACCUUCAAUCGUACUUGGCCUUUACUCGAGUCGAUACUGCCAUCCGGCAUUUGUUUACUUUCUGUGAAACCACAUCUAAGAAUGGGAUCAUACCGCUUCGUGAUUCUCUGGUGCAGAUUUCUAGAAAUUGGAGCCAAAUGGAUCUUCCCCACAACUGUCCUUACCAAGUCUCAAAUGACGAAUUAUUAAAGCACAAGUUUGAGCUUGCUAGGUACAAGGAUUGGCACAAACUAAAGUCGUACACUCAAGAGUUGUUGCAUUCAGAUGAUGAUGGCUGGGUCCCCCCUCAACUUGACUUUGACAAGGUUAAAGCAAGGCACGCUGAACUCUUCCAACUUUACAUGCAGAAAGAAACGGAAGAAUUACCGGAAGAGGAGGCAAAGAAACUUUGGUUCUAUAUCGAUAGAGAAUAA